GACCUGUAUCUCGAAUUAGACCAAAAAAAAUUAAAGAAAGCUACCGCUUUACAUUUUCAAACAGUAGCUGGCUCGUUAAAUAAGAAAGUUACAGAUCCAACGACCCCUAACUUUUCAAAUUUCUGGCCCCAAUGGGAAGAAUUUUAUC
This is a messenger RNA of Funneliformis geosporum, 148 nucleotides long. The record is from the annotation of a GenBank genome assembly. Lineage: Eukaryota; Fungi; Glomeromycota; Glomeromycetes; Glomerales; Glomeraceae.